UCUCUCCUCGCUGUGGGUCUUCUUCCUCCUUGUGCCCUAGAUCUCAUACACCUGUUUGAAUCUACACCCGACUUCGUGAUCCGUAUGGAGAUCUAUCCGUUGUGAAUCAGAUAAAGAAUCCUCUUAAAUCCAGUUUAUUGAAGUCGGUUACGGGACUUUACGUAUUCUCACUUAGUAAAGAGUUGCUGGAGAACGUGUAUAGAUUGUUUCAAAGUCAGGCUGUUAUGUGUUGCUUUUGAUGAAGUCAGCAAAGCUGUGGCAUCUAAACAUGAAAGACAUGCACCGUAACCGCCGUAGCCACGCAAAGAAGCCAACAUGGAUUAUUGUCUUGGUUUCGUUGGUCAGCCUAUUCUUGAUAUGUGCUUUUAUAUAUCCGCCCCACAACUCUUCUGCCUGUUAUGUUUUCUCUUCUAAUGGUUGCAACGGCUUUUCCCACUGGCUGCCACCUGCUCCUACUAGGGAGUUUACUGAUGAAGAGAUCGCUGCUCGUGUUGUGAUGAAUGAUAUUUUGAAUACACCUUCAUUUCAAUCAAAAACCCCGAAAAUUGCUUUCUUGUUCUUGAUCCCAGGUUCAUUACCUUUCGAGAAGCUGUGGGAUAUGUUUUUUCAUGGCCACGAGGGCAGAUUCUCUGUUUAUGUACACGCAUCUAAAGACAAACCAGUUCAUUUUAGCCGCUACUUCAUCAACAGAGAGAUUCGCAGUGACAAGGUAGUGUGGGGAAAGAUAUCAAUGGUCGAUGCAGAGAGACGCCUUCUGGCAAAUGCACUCAAAGACCCUGACAACCAACACUUUGUGUUACUUUCUGAUAGUUGUAUACCGUUGCAUGAUUUUGACUACGUGUUCAACUAUCUGAUGUACACAAACAUCAGCUUCGUAGAUUGCUUUGAGGAUCCUGGUCCACUUGGGAGUGGCAGGUACUCGGAGCAUAUGUUACCUGAAGUUGAGAAGAAUGACUUUCGGAAGGGUGCACAGUGGUUCACAAUGAAGCGCCAGCACGCAGUUGUAGUAAUGGCUGACAAUCUUUACUACUCAAAGUUCCGAGAUUAUUGCAAGCCAGGUAUGGAUGGUCGAAAUUGCUAUUCGGAUGAACAUUACCUGCCAACCUUUUUCCAUAUGCAUGAUCCAGAUGGCGUUUCUUACUGGUCAGUGACACAUGUUGAUUGGUCAGAAGGAAAGUGGCAUCCAAAAUCAUAUGGGGCUCAAGAUAUUUCCUAUCAGCUUCUGAAAAAUAUCUCUGCAAUUGAUGAAAGUGUGCAUGUUACAAGUGAUGAAAGGAGAGAAAUACAGGUCAGACCAUGCUUGUGGAACGGAAGGCAACGACCAUGUUAUUUAUUUGCGAGGAAGUUCUUGCCAGAAUCUCUGGAUAACUUGAUGCAACUUUUCUCCAACUACACAAUGAUGUGAAUGGGACAAUAUUAUCAAUCCUAAUUCUUUGGUCGGACCAGUUGCUCUUCGACCCUUUAUCAUCUUCGUUUCUCGUGUAGCUUACGAUGUUGUAAAGCGCCUCACCAUAGAAGGACUGAAUGCCCCUCCAAUGUGCUCCCCUUUAUAUCGAUUGCACAGGCAACUGGCAUAGCAGUUACAGUGACUUUUGAAUUCAAGCUGGAAGUGGAGAUGCUGUUGCUAGCGUUGCUCGACUUGGGGAUGGCUGAAAAAUAGUCUUCAUUUUUUCCCGCUAUUUUGGGCUUAUUUAUGUUACAGUUGUAGUUUUCUUUUUCUUUUUCUUUUUUUACUGAAAUUUUGGAUACUUCAUUUCACUGAGGUUAAUUGUUUGACCUUUUGUAAAAGUUGGAAAUGUGAAUUUGCAAAUAGUCUUACUA
This is a messenger RNA of Rhododendron vialii, 1821 nucleotides long. RefSeq names its product glycosyltransferase BC10. The record is from RefSeq and is a predicted model, not a curated record. The transcript is spliced from 11 exons. Gene Ontology annotation, molecular function: glycosyltransferase activity. Gene Ontology annotation, cellular component: membrane. Lineage: Eukaryota; Viridiplantae; Streptophyta; Magnoliopsida; Ericales; Ericaceae. Bases 239 to 1405 code for a protein of 388 amino acids.